AUGACUAUCAAGACUGAAGAUCGGCAAGACUUAAGAGCAUGCAAUGCAAUACUUUCAAAGCACUGGAGACGGAGGGUCCCGUGGGCUGCGAGGGAGCUCGAAGAGUGGAAGAGCAGCGUUGUUCUAGAUCUGGAGCGCCCCCGCGCCCCACCAAGGUGGAUGCGCUGCGGGACGGACCCGGAGCUUUACGGUAACCCAGAGGCGGAGCUUUACGCGGUUGUGGGUCGAGCAUUUUGCUGCUUGUGGUUUGGCCAGCUUGACAUCCUGGCGACCGCCAAUCCUCCGUGCCGCGCCUCCUUGGCCGCGGCGGCCCAAGCCCCCUCCGACGUGACACUCGUGGUGGUAGUCCACGGUGGUGGAGCCAGCAACAUUUCGGACAUCCGGAAAGACCGGGUGCGCGAGGGCAUUGCCAAAGCGGCAACCGAGGGCUACAACAUUCUCAAGGCCGGAGGGAGUGCGGUAGAUGCCGUGGAAGAAGCCGUGGCUGUCCUGGAAAACGACCCGGAGUUCAACGCAGGUUGUGGGUCUGUCCUGAAUGUAAAUGGUGAUGUUGAGAUGGAUGCUAGUAUCAUGAAUGGGAAGGACCUGUCUGCGGGAGCAGUGUCUGCCGUGCGCUGUGUCGCCAAUCCCAUUAAACUUGCACGGCUUGUUAUGGAAAAGACACCUCAUUGCUUUCUGACUGGCCAUGGUGCAGAGAAAUUUGCAUCAGAUGUGGGGAUACCAGGGGUUCCUGCAGAAAAGCUGAUAACGGAGAGAAGCAAGAAGCACCUGGAGAAAGAGAAGUUUGGGAAGGGGAUGCAGAAAACUGACUGCUUUAAAAACUCAGGAACAGUAGGUGCUGUUGCCUUGGACGCCAAAGGAAACGUGGCUUAUGCAACCUCUACAGGGGGGAUUGUCAAUAAAAUGGUUGGCCGAGUUGGAGACUCACCUUGCAUAGGAGCUGGAGGUUACGCAGAUAAUAACAUCGGAGCCGUUUCAACCACUGGACAUGGGGAAAGUAUCCUGAAGGUGAAUCUGGCCAGACUCGCCCUCUUCCAUGUUGAACAAGGAAAGAGCGUAGAUGAGGCUGCUGAGUUGGCAUUGGAUUAUAUGAAGUCAAAGCUCAAAGGUCUAGGUGGCCUCAUCUUGGUCAGCAAAACAGGAGAGUGGGUAGCAAAGUUUACCUCUGCCUCCAUGCCCUGGGCAGCAGUGAAGAAUGGCAAGCUGCAGGCCGGCAUUGACGUUUGUGAAACUAAAACCAAGGACCUGUCCUAAGCACCAGAAGAUUGUAACCUGCCUGCUUGCCUGGAAGUGUGAAGUUCAGCUGCCUGGUGUGGAGACCUAGCUUAAUCAAUUAGAUGUAGACAUGGAAAACUUA
Molecule: messenger RNA, 1357 nt
Organism: Psammomys obesus (fat sand rat)
Lineage: Eukaryota; Metazoa; Chordata; Mammalia; Rodentia; Muridae
Gene: Asrgl1
Product: asparaginase and isoaspartyl peptidase 1
Exons: 9
Coding region: 1-1254 (417 amino acids)
Molecular function (GO): asparaginase activity
Source: RefSeq, a predicted model, not a curated record